Meriones unguiculatus (Mongolian gerbil) is the source of this 3340-nucleotide messenger RNA. It is a transcript of the gene Grap2, whose product is annotated as GRB2 related adaptor protein 2. The record is from RefSeq and is a predicted model, not a curated record. Gene Ontology annotation, molecular function: protein binding. The transcript is spliced from 7 exons. The coding region runs from base 286 to 1263 and encodes 325 amino acids. Lineage: Eukaryota; Metazoa; Chordata; Mammalia; Rodentia; Muridae.
CGGGCUGCCACUGACUGUGUUUCCUACUCCUGGUGUCUAGUGGUUCAGAGAAUGAUGUGGGGAGCCAGAUCUGGAAGGCUGCAGCAGCGCUUGUCGCAAACAUGAGCCCUGGCCCUGCCUGGCCCUCUCGGCUGCCCGAGCCCAGCUCUCCAGCCUGCAGACAUCCACUGGGCGACCCUCCUGCCCACUGCUGAGCCUGCCAGGCAGCGCCAUCUGCUCUGCAGCCUGUCCCUGGUGGGAAGGCACAAUGACCACGUUGUUUCUCUUCCAGCUCCCCGUCAAGACAUGGAAGCUGUCGCCAAGUUUGAUUUCAUGGCCUCGGGUGAGGAUGAACUGAGUUUUCACACUGGAGAUAUUCUGAAGAUACUAAGCAACCAGGAGGAGUGGCUGAAGGCGGAGCUUGGAAGCCAAGAAGGAUAUGUGCCGAAGAAUUUUAUAGAUAUCGAGUUUCCUGAGUGGUUCCAUGAAGGCCUCUCUCGACAUCAAGCAGAAAACUUACUCAUGGGCAAAGAAAUUGGGUUCUUCAUCAUCAGGGCCAGCCAGAGCUCCCCAGGAGACUUCUCCAUCUCCGUCAGGCACGAGGAUGACGUUCAGCACUUCAAAGUCAUGCGGGACAACAAGGGCAACUACUUCCUAUGGACUGAGAAGUUCCCGUCCCUGAACAAGCUGGUGGACUACUACAGGACGACUUCCAUCUCCAAACAGAAGCAGAUCUUCCUUCGGGAUAGAACCAGAGAAGAUCAGGGUCACCGAGGCAACAGCUUGGACAGGAGGCCACAGGGAGGCCCUCACUCAAGCGGAAAAGAAGGAGAAGAGGUCCGACCUUCGAUGAACCGAAAACUGUCAGACCACCUUCCUCCCGGUCCCCCGCAGUACCAGCAGCAGCAGCCGCCACCCCCCCAGUUCCCAGCAGGGCCACAGCCCCCUCCACAGCAGCGGCACCUGCAGCACCACUACUUUCACCAGGACCGCCGUGGAGGCAGCCUGGACAUAAACGACGGCCACUGUGGCAUUGGCAGUGAGAUGAACGCCACCCUGAUGCACCGGAGACAUACAGACCCCGUCCAGCUCCAGGUGGCAGGGCGAGUGCGCUGGGCCAGGGCGCUGUAUGACUUCGAGGCCCUGGAAGAGGACGAGCUGGGAUUCCGAAGCGGAGAGGUGGUUGAAGUCCUAGACAGCUCCAACCCGUCUUGGUGGACCGGCCGUCUGCACAACAAAUUGGGUCUCUUCCCUGCCAACUACGUGGCCCCCAUGAUGCGCUGAGUCCUACUGGGGGGGAGGACUGGGGGCUUUUCUGUCUGAAGCCGCCUGCAAAACAGGGGCGAGGAGAAAGAGCUGGACCUUGUAACUACACAUACAUGCAUACAAGUGCAUGUGUGCCUGAGUGUACACAAAACAUAUAUAUGUAUGCCUAUGUCUACACACAGCGUUGCACAAUAGUAAUUUAUUGGCAGGCCAGUUGGUUCAAUGACUGACAGAAGUGGCGAGUGGGGUGUUUUUCCAGCUCCUCUCUGUGUGAGAGGGCAGCAGGGAGCUGGGAACAGGGCGGGGAAACGGACUUCUCUCAAUCCUUGAACUUUCACGGCUUCCUUCCUGGCUUGGGGAUUUUCCAGGAGAGCUAGCAGCUAAGCAGAGAUCACACCCCAGCGAUGGACACACAGGAUGGGGCUGGGCUUGGCCGGGCACGUCAGGUAGCUCACCUGGCCCCAUCCACCUACAGGGUAGCUUCCCUCCUGUUCUCCAAAGGGUAGGCACUGAGCCCUGAGAAUUAAGGUGUAGCUGAUGCAGGGCCAUGGGCACCAAACAAGUCUGAGCAGCAGGCAGGCAAGGGCGUGGUCAGGUUGUCUCUGCUCCAUGUGGGAGAGCCCUGCAAGCCUCAGGCCUAGUCAAUGUCUGCCUGGGACUUUUACUUUCCACUGGUGACUGUCCCUUGGGUAGGCCUCUUCCCCAUGCCUGGCAAGAGAGCGUGUCUUGGAGACACUGCAGAGCCGAGUGCUAGGGAAUAUACAGGGGAUCUCCACAGGCCCCUGUAGCUUACUUGAAUGGAACUUCCAUUUCCCCAGCUGCAAAGGAAGGUGUAGCCCGGACUCUACAAAGUGCUUGGAGAAGCCCUGGAUGAGAAUGUGGGCUGUGUCAGUAGCCUCGCUUUGUGGUUACAAGAACGUCUCUGUGGAGCUCAGUUGGGUUUUGCUCCUGAUUUUUCUGUGGUUGACGAUAUCUUUGCCAGUGGACCAGAGGGAAGCCAAGAGCACUGACUGCAGAGCAAUAGAGAGAUUGACAGACUGACUCUAACCUGGACAGGAGCUUCAUGGAAAUGUGUUUCCCCUCCCGUCUGAAUGCUUGGCCUCCCCUGGCCUCCCUCCACCUACAAAGAGGAACCCCACUGCCACAGUCCCUCUUUGUCACCUUAAACUAGAAGUGUGUGUCCUGGUGCCCACCCUAGGGAAUAAAGCACAAGAGAAGCCUGGAUGAGGGAGGAGAGACACUGGAGAGAAAUCUCUGUGUUUUUGUGGAGCCUGGGAGUAAAGAUGUCAGAACAGAAGGCACUUACAAGGGUGUCAGUGUAGUCACGUGUGUGUGUGUGUGUAUGUGUGUGUUCUCAGAUAGGAAAGGAAGCUCUGAGGUGAAAGUGAUGGUGAGGGUAUAUGGUGAGGGGCCCUGUCUCCCGUGUCCCCUCCAGCUUUAGGGAGGGACUGGAAGGUAUUUGUUCCUGACGGCAAUAAAAGACCAAUCUGUGACUCACCCGUUACUGCAGUGUGGCAUACGCUCCGUCCCUUGUGACUCUGAUUCAACAAUUCUCUGAUUCUUUGGAGACAGAGAGGGAGAGAGGGACUAGGAGGGAAGAGAGAAUAGCCUGGAAGUGCAGGGAGGCAGAGUGUGAGCGAGCGAUGGGGCCUUGGGAAGGGAAAGCAGGCAAAGAAGAAGAUGAGCAGCAGAUGAGGGAGGAGGGGGUCAAGUGGGACAGCGAGAGGAGGCGUGGGCAGCCGCUGAAGAACAGAGCCCCCCACCACCGCCAAUGCAGACAGGAGAACAAAGAGUGCACUAGAAAGAGGCAAAGAGCAGAGAGAGGCCCCCAAGGAGGAGAAAUGAGAAUAGAAGCCGAGGCAAAGCGGGCCUCUAUCAGCAAGCUUGGUAGUAGGUGAUAUGAAACAUUACAGUAAAUAAAAGCCAGAAGUGAUGUUUGGUUUUACAGUAUUUGCAAACCAUAUGCUUUAGACAGCCCACGAACUUCACUCGGCUGGUUCCGUGGGAGGAGCAGCCCUGGCUGAGGCAGACAUGACUAGCACGGUUCUGGUCUAGUUACUGUAACUUGAAAUGAGAAUACCCGUAAUAAAAGUUU